Thamnophis sirtalis is the source of this 2604-nucleotide messenger RNA. It is a transcript of the gene RDH10, whose product is annotated as retinol dehydrogenase 10. Gene Ontology annotation, molecular function: oxidoreductase activity, acting on the CH-OH group of donors, NAD or NADP as acceptor. Lineage: Eukaryota; Metazoa; Chordata; Lepidosauria; Squamata; Natricidae. The record is from RefSeq and is a predicted model, not a curated record. Gene Ontology annotation, cellular component: lipid droplet.
AACUUGCACUUUGCUCCCCUACUUUGCCGACUUCCCGCGUCGACUCGCCGCGUGUGGGCUUGGCUUCUCCUGCAGGGGAGAGGCAAGGUGGCCGUUAGGUAACAGGGCUUGUGCUCGCCGCGCAAAACAACCGCUGAGUCAGAAGCGGGGAGGAGUUGCACUUCUUACGGGUCCGUCCCGGCCAGCCAGGUGUCUUUUUAGAGUGUCCAAAGAGUGAGUGAGUGUGCGAGAGAAACUCUUGCCUGCCUCUCUGAAGAGUGGGAGCCCCUCUCCCGAAUUGCUCGGGGCAAGGCGCGCGAGAACGGGGGCUCCCCCUGCUCUGAGCUGGCACGCUGCUUUUGACUUGUCGAGCCGGUGCCCAAGUCCUGUGCAGGGGAACCCAGCGCCCUCACGCCCUCGGUCGCGCCGUCGUCAGACGGGCUCCCCGAAUCCUCCGUGGCUCCUCCGUCGAAGGGAGGCUCGGCAGCCAUGAACAUCAUCUUGGAAUUCUUCGUGGUCACCUUCAAGGUCCUCUGGGCUUUCGUGGUGGCCGCCGCCAAAUGGCUCAUGCGCCCCAAGGAAAAGAGCGUGGCCGGACAGGUGUGCCUCAUUACCGGCGCCGGCAGCGGGCUGGGCCGGCUCUUCGCUCUGGAGUUCGCCCGCCGCCGAGCGCGCUUGGUCCUGUGGGACAUCAACACGCAGAGCAACGAGGAGACGGCGGGCAUGGUGCGGCACAUCUACCGGGAGAUCUCGGAAGAAGCCGUGGUCGCGGCUCAGAAAGCUGGGCAUGGUGAAGAGGAAGUGCUACCUCCCUACAACUUACAAGUUCAUACAUACACUUGUGAUGUGAGCAACAGAGAGAAUGUGUACAAGACUGCUGAGAGAGUCUGCAAGGAGGUUGGUGAAGUCUCAGUCCUCGUGAACAAUGCUGGUGUUGUUUCCGGCCACCAUCUUCUGGAAUGUCCUGAUGAGCUUAUUGAGAGGACCAUGAUGGUUAACUGCCACGCACAUUUCUGGACUACUAAAGCAUUCCUUCCCAAAAUGCUGGAACUGAACCACGGACACAUUGUCACUGUUGCAAGCUCUCUUGGCCUCUUUAGCACUGCUGGAGUAGAGGAUUAUUGUGCCAGUAAAUUUGGAGCUGUGGGGUUUCACGAGUCCCUAAGCCAUGAACUAAAGGCAGCUGAAAAAGAUGGCAUUAAAACAACACUGGUUUGCCCUUACCUUGUAGAUACAGGAAUGUUCAGAGGCUGCAGAAUUAGAAAAGAAAUAGAGCCAUUCCUUCCACCUUUGAAACCAGAUUACUGUGUAAAGCAAGCUAUGAGAGCUAUACUGACAGAUCAACCAAUGAUUUGCACACCUCGUUUGAUGUAUAUGGUUACCUUCAUGAAAAGCAUCCUACCUUUUGAAGCAGUUGUGUGCAUGUACCGGUUUUUGGGAGCAGACAAGUGUAUGUAUCCUUUCAUUGCUCAACGAAAACAGGCGACAAAUAACAAUGAAGCAAAGAAUGAAAUAUAACAUUUUAUAAAGGACUGUUAUUUGUAACAGAAUUAUUAUCAAAUGCUAGAACUGUAUUCUGGAGUGCACUUGCAUUUAGCAGGAGCAACUGUUAACAUUUUAUCAUGACAUUCUCUUGGAUCCUAUACCUGAAUAGUGAACAGGAAAAACUUUUUUUUUUACAUAUUGUAUGUAGAGUAAUCAGAAUUCAUGAGAACCAUGAGAGGCAAAUUCAUAAAAAGUAGUGACCACCCUUGUUCUUUUGAAACUUUAUUAGAUGUACAGUAAUAUGCUACUCUUUUUAUAGAGAGAAACUUUGUAUGAUUUCUCUUGAGAUGGUCAUGCAAUUAGAUGAUUCAAUUGUUUCAUCAAUUGUUCGUUUUCUUGUGAUGUUUUCAUGGGUUGUCAUUUACAUUAUGUAAUGUAGCAGAGGCAGUGCUUCAAAAGCUCACAGUCUAAAUAAUACAUUGUAAUUACUUUUUAUUUUUUAAUGUUGCAUAUGUUGAACCUAAAUAUGUUUUCAUUAACAUGAAGUUUGGAAUGCUUUCAGAAUGGAAAGUCAUAAUCCAUACCAUCUCUUUCUGUUACUUAGAUAAGAAUAUAUAGCUUGAAUUUAAAAUCAACCACUAUAAAAGCCAACUUUAAUGGAAUUGGAUGAGCAAAGGAAUAAGCAGCUAAAUACUCUUUCUAGACUAUAUAGUGAAAUCCGUUUCCCCAUCAUUGAUUACUGUCCAAUAACCCAUGUUUUUGCUUAAAAUUCAAAAGCAAAUUGAGUUAAGAAAAAAUAAAUCAUGGCCGUCCUGCCAACUGUCACAUUAAAGAGUUAUAUAAACAAAAUGUAAUAUUAUUAGAUGCAACUUGAACAUUAGAAAGACUAAAAUGUUUUUUUAAAUUGCAUUAUAGAGCAGAAAACAUUUUUUACCUUUUUUUGUAAGAACAAUUUUGUGCCUUGAAUUUGGUGAACUGUAUUAGUAGAAUAUUGUAAAGGUGAACUUUCUACCUCUAUAUCUAAAUGUAUAUCAUUUGUUUGUAAAUUUGUUUUAAAAAUUGUGACUUUUUUUUUAGAAUGUCAUGUUAAAUACUGACCAACUUUUGUGGUUAUUAAAAUUAUCCACUUGUUCUUUAAGA